Molecule: messenger RNA, 972 nt
Organism: Adineta ricciae
Lineage: Eukaryota; Metazoa; Rotifera; Eurotatoria; Adinetida; Adinetidae
Source: the annotation of a GenBank genome assembly
AUGGAUAUACAACCGUUAGAGACGUCUCCGACGAAUACUUCGAUGGCGACUUCAGCAGUCUCUGCUACUACCACAGAUUCUGCAUUGAUGGCGCAAUCGACAGUUUCGGGAGAUACAACAACUAAUACAGCUUCCGGUAGAGCCACAACACCUCCCAAUAGCAAUGCAGAUAGACCCGUAACGCCACGCAGAUCAAGUUCUGACAGGCCGAUCACUCCGCCUAGGACAAGUUCCGACAGACCGAUCACACCGCCUAGGGCAAGUAAAGAUAGACCUGUAACACCACCGAGUGCAACUACAGAUAGACUUGCAACGACGCGCAGUGCUACUCCCAAAGAAAAAUCGACAAAACGAAAUCCAAUGGCUGGUUAUCAAGAUAUGCCGUUGGUUUCGUUAGAAGAAGCAACAGAAGCGCUUGUUCCAUUAGUUUCCAAUCUGAAAACGUUUGUCGAAACUGCAAAAAAAGAUUGCAAAAAAGAUUUAUAUGGUUUAACGAUUGAUGAAUCAGCGGCUAUUUAUCUGUAUACCAUGGCGACACCUUUUGUCUAUUUUAUCAAUGAAGCUUUUCAAAGAGAAACACGUGCGGCUUUAAAACCAUGGCUGUCGUAUUUGAAACUUUUCGUCACUGCUGUUGAGAAAUUGCCGUCAUCAAAAAAAACCCUUUGGCGAGGUCUGUCAAGUACUGAUGUUGUCUCCUAUCCAACAGAAGAUAUUUGCACAUGGUGGCACAUAACCUCGUGUUCGACAAAUGUUAAAAUGACUCAAUAUUGUGUAGUACAAGACGUCGCAACCGUAUUGGCUAUUAACGCGACCAAUGCGAAGGACAUUUCGAAAUUGUCAGCAUUUCCAGAUGAAGAAGAAGUCGUUCUCUUACCUGGCACAAAACUCCACAUUGUCGGUGACCCAUUCUUCUUUCAAAAUGCUUUUUCUAUCAUACAUCUCGAAGAACGUGAUACAAUAUCUACUCAAUAA